Penicillium vulpinum is the source of this 1698-nucleotide messenger RNA. RefSeq names its product putative extracellular lipase. The record is from RefSeq and is a predicted model, not a curated record. Lineage: Eukaryota; Fungi; Ascomycota; Eurotiomycetes; Eurotiales; Aspergillaceae. The transcript has a single exon. Bases 1 to 1698 code for a protein of 565 amino acids.
AUGCCUUCCAUCUUGAAAUUGAUCUUGCUGUCUGCUUUGCCUCUGGUCUGGGCCGUUCCGGCACAAAAGAGAGCAUCUGACCCAACUGUGAUCAUCUCCAAGCCCGAGGCCACUGUUGUUGGCUCCACGGGUAUCGACAAGGUUGACAAGUUCAAUGGUAUCCCAUUUGCGCUGCCUCCGACUGGCUUCCUUCGGUUGAAACCACCUCAGCCAAUCAAAACAUCCCUCGGGACCAUACAGGCUACUUCUGCUGCGAAGUCUUGCCCGCAAUUCACCUUCAGCACCGACGAAAAGAACAUGCCUAGUUCUGUAAUUGCAAAUCUCAUCAACAUCCCAAUCUUCCAGCAGAUCAUCAAUUCUGGCGAGGACUGCUUGACUCUCGAUGUACGCCGUCCGUCCGGAACUAAGGCAGAUGCAAAGCUGCCGGUGCUCGUCUGGAUCUUUGGUGGUGGCUUUGAACAAGGUGCCUCUACACGAUAUGACGGAUCAAACUUCGUGACAAGCUCUGUGAGCCUGGGUAUGCCAGUUAUCUUUGUGACUAUGAACUAUCGUCUUGGAGGGUUUGGGUUCUUGCCAGGUGCAGAGAUUCUGAAUGAUGGCUCUGCCAAUAUCGGACUAGUGGAUCAGCGACUUGCUUUGAAAUGGGUUGCAGACAACAUCGGUGCAUUUGGAGGUGAUCCAUCUAAGGUCACUCUUUGGGGCGAGUCUGCUGGUGCUAUCUCAGUGUUUGAUCAGAUGGCCAUGUAUGAUGGUGACAAUACAUACAAUGGGGCGCCGCUUUUCCGUGGUGCCAUCAUGAAUUCUGGAAGUAUUGUGCCUGCAAAUCCCAUUGAUGGCACCAAAGGCCAGGCUAUAUAUGAUGCUGUUGUCAAAAACGCCGGCUGCAGUGGCGCCAGUGACACCCUCGCAUGUCUACGCGGGCUGGAUUACACCAAGUUCCUGAACGCUGCCAACUCAGUCCCGGGAAUUUUGAGUUACAAUUCCGUCGCUGAGUCAUAUUUGCCUCGUCCCGAUGGCACGAUCUUAACCCAAUCACCAGAAAAAUUAGUCAUGCAAGGUAAAUACGCUUCGGUGCCAUUCAUCAUUGGCGACCAAGAAGAUGAGGGCACCAUCUUUGCUCUAUACCAAACCAAUUUGACGACAACCGAGCACAUUGUGGACUAUCUAGAGAACCUAUAUUUCUUCGAUGCCUCGCGACAGCAACUCACUGAUUUCGUUGCCACCUACAAAGAUACCCAAGAAUACGGCUCGCCCUUCCGCACGGGAUCCUUGUACAACUGGUACCCACAAUAUAAACGACUGGCAGCAAUCCUGGGCGAUCUAUCUUUCACUCUGACACGCCGGGUCUUCCUGAACCUCGCCCAGAUAGCGAAACCAGAUGUUCCUUCCUGGUCCUACCUGGCAACCUAUGCCCAUAUCAUUCCCUUCCUAGGAACCUUUCAUGGAUCUGAUAUCCUGCAGGUUUUCUAUGGAAUCCUGCCAAACUAUGCAUCAAAAUCAAUACACUCAUACUACUUGUCAUUUGUAUAUGAGCUCGAUCCCAACGCAAAGGCUGGAGAUUAUAUGCACUGGCCACGAUAUGAUAAUAACCAGUCGUUGAUGAACUUUUGCAUUGAUCGUGGUCUUCUCCUGCCGGACAAUUUUCGUCAAGAUACCUAUGACCAUAUGAUGGCGGACAUUGGUGCAUUCCAUAUUUGA